This is a messenger RNA of Talaromyces amestolkiae, 873 nucleotides long. RefSeq lists its product as uncharacterized. The transcript has 3 exons. NCBI's taxonomy places the organism in Eukaryota, Fungi, Ascomycota, Eurotiomycetes, Eurotiales, Trichocomaceae. The record is from RefSeq and is a predicted model, not a curated record. Bases 1 to 873 code for a protein of 290 amino acids.
AUGGCGGAAUUUGUUAUCAAGGAUGAGGAGCUGAACAGUGUCAAGGGCAAAGUUGUAAUUGUCACAGUUUUCAUCAAUGCAGGUACCUCAUCUGGUAUAGGUCUCGCAACCGCCAAGCUACUCCUCUCCUUAGGAGCUUCUGUCGUCGGCGCCGAUAUCCAACCUUCAACGCUUACCGAGUCGUCUCCUGCAUGGUUUUUCGUACAAAGCAAUGUGACCGUCUGGUCUGAUCUGAGCAAUCUUUUUAAGAAAGCAAAGGAACAUUUUGGACGAAUCGACUAUGUUUUUGCCAAUGCCGGCAUUGGGCCCCGCGCCAACUACCUCGCCCUCGAGAUGGAUGAAGCUGGAGAGUUGAAGGAGCCAUCAUAUGACGUUUUGGACGUCAAUUUGAAGAGUGUGAUGAAUACGGCAACUCUUGCUGUUCAUUACUUGAAGCAGCAGCCUGAGGGUGGCAGCAUUGUGCUCAUGGGCUCUAGCACUGGAUUGCAGCCCCUCCGUGCUCCGGAUUACUCCACCGCCAAACACGGCGUCCUUGGAUUUGGCAGAGGCAUUGCACGACUUGUGGAGGCAGCAGGACUGCCCAUUCGCGUCAACACUCUUAUGCCAUCAUGGACCUCGACAAACAUCCUUCCAAACUUGGACGGCCUGAUGCAGGGCAUCUCCCACGAGGCACAGCCUGGUCUCAUUGUUGCUCGCUGUGCUACUUAUCUCAUGGUCAACCCCUCCAAGCAUGGAGAAGUGAUUUAUGUGUCAGAUGGAAAGUACACGGAGAUUGAAAAGGCCGUUCUCUGGCCUGCUGCUCAGACUAUCAUUGGAGAGGGAAACCCCAGUGAUGAUCAAAUUUUGGAGCGUAUUUUCGCACUUGCAGCAUAG